CCAUAAUAAUAACAUAACCUAACCUAUAAGAACUAAGAACCAAGAACGAAACGAAGUAACGAUACCGAAGAACUAAGAAGUUAAGUAAGUAUUACCUACUUAAUGCAUUACUGCAUUAGUCCUACAAUUAUUAUACUUGUUUGAGAAGAUUUUUUUAGUAUCUUUCUCUGAAACUCUGAUUGAAAUUCAUUACCGUUGAUUACAGUACAACAUAGGCUAGGAUAUUUACUAGGCCUAGCUGAUUUUUAAAAACAGGAAAGAUACAGGAAGAUCUUUGUUUUCUUGUUGCCAAGACUGACUGAUAAGGGUUAUGAAUGAGUCCAAUGCUAUAAAUUUUCAACCAUAGUCUUUAAAUGUAAAUAUAGAGACAGCAUGAACAUGUCGGAUCAACAAGAGGAUACAUUGAACCAAGUUGAUGCGUUUUUAAUGGGCACAGAAGAUAAUAAUUUUGACAUGGAAUGCUCUGAUGAAGAAUUCAGACCGAAAGAUGGAGUGCCUUGGGAACCUUUACCAGAUGAAAUAGCAGAAUUAUUUGAUAGAAUAGACAGAGGCGUACCCAUUGAUAUAGAAUGGACCACUCCUGGAAGACGUCCUCCUACCCCAACCCCUAAGUUUGACUCUCAAAACGAGGAAGACAAUGUCGAUGAACAUAGGCCUGAGGAGAAAUCUGAUUUUGAUUUUCAAGAUGAAAUGUCCAAUUUGAAGUUAUCAGCGAAAGCUAUCAGGCCUGUGGGAUCUGAGGCUGGACCAAGAGGAAGUGCUAAGAAAAAAACAGUUAGUCUCGAUGCAAUCUUAUCAAACAUGGCUAGGCACAGAAAACUUGAUAUGAUGGAAGAUGAUGAUGAAGACCCUUUACCCUAGACUUGCUUUGGUAAACAAUAUAUUUAGAGACUGACUGUUAACGUUUCAGUGUACUUGUUGUGUUAUUUACUUUUCCAAAGACUUAAGAAGUUAUUACUAAAAGUUAUCCUAUAGCCUAGUUUAUUUUAGUAGGCCUACCGCUUUUUCAAAAUAUGGCUUAACUUUCAUAUGGACUAAGUGGUCUCUGUAAAUAGCACAUUUUAUAAGUUUACUGUUAUAGGUAGGCCUAGGCAUAUUCCAUUCUUGUGUUGUUUAUUAAAUUGAAAUAUUUUUAAUAAU
Messenger RNA from Macrosteles quadrilineatus (aster leafhopper), 1140 nucleotides. It is a transcript of the gene Pa1, whose product is annotated as PAXIP1-associated glutamate-rich protein 1. Bases 373 to 861 code for a protein of 162 amino acids. The transcript has a single exon. The record is from RefSeq and is a predicted model, not a curated record. Lineage: Eukaryota; Metazoa; Arthropoda; Insecta; Hemiptera; Cicadellidae.